This is a messenger RNA of [Torrubiella] hemipterigena, 2987 nucleotides long. NCBI's taxonomy places the organism in Eukaryota, Fungi, Ascomycota, Sordariomycetes, Hypocreales, Clavicipitaceae. The record is from the annotation of a GenBank genome assembly.
AUCGACACACAAGUGCAUCACCAGCCAUGCUCGACAUUCACGUCUGGGGCCCUGCCUUUGGGCUCCCAUCAAUCGAUCCUGAAUGUCUUGCCCUCAUCCUAUAUUUACAGAACGCAUCCCCGUCGGGAGACUGGCGCUUAGUCGCAAGCAACAAUCCGUCAGUGAGCCCAUCAAAUCUUCUACCAGGACUUCACCAAAAUGGAGUCUGGAUCAACGGCUUCAGCGCCAUCAUCAAGCAUCUCGUCUCCACGUCUGUAUGCACAGACCUCGACGCCAACCUCACAUCGCUGCAACGCGCAGACGCCGCCGCAUACAGCUCCUAUCUCAGCAUCCAUGCAUCCUCUCUUCUCGAUCUUUCUCUCUACGUCUCCGCUGCUAAUUGGGCCGCCACCACACGUCCAGCGUACAGCUCACUGCUGCCGUUCCCGCUAACGUGGACGCAGCCGCUCCUGAUCCGCGCCGAAGCCAUUGCGCGCACGGCGCAUUUAGGUCUGGCUGAGCUGGAUGCAGAUCUGGAUCCUAAUAGUGGUCUCCACAUCACAGCGGGAAGCGUGGCCAUUCCAGAGUCGUUUCGCAAGCAUCUGCCGCUGCAGCAGGCCAAGAAGACGGUGCAGGACGAGAUGACGCCAGAGCAAGCGGCUGCAAUCCGCCUGUACAGUAUAUCAGAGAAUUGCCUAGGAUUACUCGAGGAGGCUCUUGCUACUGGUAAACAAGAAACUGGCCAUCCCAGCUUCUUUGGCGCGUCUGGUGGCCUGUCAUCCCUGGACUGUCUUGCUUUUGGAUAUCUUGCGCUGCUGCUCCGCGCUCCAGUCCCUCGCUCUUUUGCGCGAGAUUGGAUGGAGGAUAAUGCGCCUCAGCUCUGUGGGUUUGUUAAUAGCGUUCAGUCGAAGAAUUUGCCCACGCUUGGUGCGGUAUCGUUGUCACCUGCGGACAAACAGACAUUUGCGGCAGCCACCAGCCGGUUUGCUGAUUCUGUCAUCCGUCAUAUUCCAGGCGUUGGAGAUCACUACUCUAGUGAGAUGCGCAGGCGCACGGAAGAAAAGAUCUCUGGUGUUGACUCGAGGACCUUCUUUGCUGCUUUUGGACUACUGGCGACUGGAUGUGCCGCUAGCUUCGGAGUGUAUUACUACCGACAAAUGCCACCGUUUGGGCUUGCAACGCAAACUUGGAGGCAGUUUCAUGGGGGAAGCAGGCUAAGUGACUUUGGCCAGCUUGGUUCCAUGCUGAAUAGUGCCAUGGGACCUAUGGCCUCACCUGCCUUUAGCCCGCGAGCCUCAGACUUGGAUUAGGUCAAGAAACUACAUGUACACUACACAUUUGUAUCAGUAUCUUUGUACGAUUUAGUUCUUUUAAUGACACAUUAUAAUCACUCUCAUCUUCAUUCUCAUGUAAUGAUUAAAGAUCAUUUUCAUUACGCCUAAUAUACAUCUUGCGUUUGAUGGUUCGUAAAACUUGGCAAGCCGGGAGGUGUCCUCGCCAGAGCAUGUUUCUAUCUCUAUAGCUUUUUAAAUCUGCUUGAUCUCUUUUCCGACCAAUUCUGGUCUCUCAAUAUCGAGCUCAUCCCUCAGCACGGCGAAAGCCAAGUCGGACACCAGCAGACUCUGGCCCAGACUCCAGACCAGGGUGAUGGCGUAGAAGAAGUUGGCGUUGCCGCUACCGGCAUAAACCCAAAGGUGAUAGAAUGCUGGUCCCAGGAAGGUUGAGUAUAGCACAGUCGAUGAAGCAACAAAUGUGUAUCGCAUAAGUGGAAACAGAUGGCGGAAUAAAGGCAGGACAGCAAGGAACAGUCCAGCAUCCGAAACCGACGGAUACGGCUUGAAGAUGGAGAAGAUGCCCAACAAUAUCGAAAUGGCUGCCAGCGGCUGCGAACGGAGACGAAUCGACAAGGCGCCAACAUAUCCGAGCAGGAACAGCCAGAAGACAGCAAGGAAGAAUCCACGGAACGAGUCGAAGAUUUCGAUGAAGAAGUACCACCAGAGGCCAACAUUCGGUGUCAGAUCGGAAAGGGUAAGCUGGAUACCGUAUGUGCGAGCCAAAAACUCCCAAGAAUUAUCGGUAAUGAUGUAAGACAUGCCGAAGAGGAUGCUCAUAAUGACUGAGACGCUGAGAACGUUUUUGGCGGCGAACAGAGGAGCGUAGUCGAUCUUUUUCCUUGAAGAUUGACGAUCAUAGGCGAGGAGGAUAACUGGUGGCAGCAGCAGAAUCGGGUACAAGGAGAGAUAUGAUGCGAACGACAGAGCAACCAUGGCGCUGAACGGGGCGCCGUUGAUGGCAGCAGAGACUGCCUGCAGGAUAGCACAAGUCGAAAAAGAGCUCGUCGAUCGACCAAGACACGUAGCGAUCGUGUAUGGGUUGAAUAGGAACCUAUUGAAACGUUAGUAACCUCGCAUUGCUCGGAUUAAACGCGCGCUGAAGACAUACGACGCGGCAACAAGUAGGCCACUGGAGCGCUUGGACCGGCGAGGGGACGUGUAUUGCUUCGAUUGGCCGGCCUCUCCAGACUCUGAGAUGUUCCAAAGCGCCGAGGCACUGAUUAGGUCGACAGCGAUGAAGAGAGCCGCAGUGAAGAGUGGCCAGGCCUUGACGUCGGGAAGAAAGGAAAAGAGAGGCAGAAGGAGGGGAGCCUGGUGAAAGACACCACCGUCGUAAGGGUUGACAUUAUUGUUGUAGAGAAAUAAGCCUUCUUGGACUGUAAAUUGAGACCGGAGGUUAGCAUAAGAGACAGAAAAAUGCCCCAAAAGAAAGGCGGCGCAAGGCGAUACGCAUCAAGACUCACGUCGCUUAAAGCUUGUCACAGGGGUCGAGAUCUCGACGCGGCCCGUCAGGAGGUCGGGCAAGGCCGGAAAGAGAAUAAAUAAUAGAAAGCGAAGCAAUGCAGCUCCGGCAAAGACGCCGAGCUUCUGUUGCAAUGGCAUGACGAGAUGAGGUGGCGCGAGAUGGCAGGGUUCAGACCAUGUCACGGAAGGGAUGCUUGGUGAUAACGGGAG